Molecule: messenger RNA, 6594 nt
Organism: Moesziomyces antarcticus
Lineage: Eukaryota; Fungi; Basidiomycota; Ustilaginomycetes; Ustilaginales; Ustilaginaceae
Exons: 1
Coding region: 1-6594 (2197 amino acids)
Biological process (GO): termination of RNA polymerase II transcription
Cellular component (GO): nuclear body
Molecular function (GO): helicase activity; transcription termination site sequence-specific DNA binding
Source: RefSeq, a predicted model, not a curated record
AUGAGCUCCACAACCACGCGUACCAGCGCAGUCGUCGACGGCAGCGCUGUCGGCGGCGGCGGCAUCGGCGCGCAGGCUGCUCGCCCCGAGCCUCCACCGCUGCCCGAAAAGCUCCAGGGCCUCCUCGACCGCGUGCGUGCGAAUCAGUCCGACGUCAACCUCUUCUCCGACCUCCUCCAUGCCGCAUGCGAAUACCUCGACUCGGGCAAGGCAAAGCAGUCCCACAUCUACUGCUCGCAAGCAAGGCCAUGCGACUUUGAACUCGAAUCAUGCAUGCUCCGCAUCUUUAGCUUCCGCGCCAAGGAUCAGAUUGACAGGUGGCGCACUCGCAUCACCUCCGCCAUCUACUCCAACUGCCUCGACUGCUACAAGGGCUUCCUCAGCGCAAAGCAUCGCCUCCGCACCGUCUACCUCUCCACCUUUCCCCCCGACAAGCUCGACGCCUUUUUCGCCUACAUCGACGUCGUCGAGGAGGAACUCGCUCUCGCCGCACUCGAAAAGGCCGGCCAAUCCCCCGGCGACGUCCUCCGCAAGCUCUCUCGCGCCGAGAUCUACGCCGUCCUCACCUUGGUCGCUUCGCCCACCGCACACAAGCUCCACGCCGCUUUCAAGCAGCUCAUCAAGCUAGACCAGCUCCCCAACAUCCAAGAGAUCCCAGCAGGCCUCUUCACCCUCGGCAUCGACGAUGAUCCAACCGUACGCGCCUUUGCCGCGCGCCAGCUUCUCCUCCUCAAACCCCUCCCACACGACAUGGCCAUCCUCUCCGCCUUCCAGAGCGCAUUCGAUCGUGUCCGCAAACGCUACGCAGACGAAGCUACCGUCGCAGACUGGUCCCUCCUCUCCGUCCUCAUCAACAACUCCGUCAACCUCGCCGUUCUACUCACCCCGACCAUCCUCAGCCAUGUACACGACCGUCACGACCGCUUCACCGACGUCCUCAAGGCCUACUCGGUCCUCCUCAAGCUGCGCGGUCCCGCAGUCUGGUUCAACAUGAUGGCAGAUGCGGCUGCCCAGGGCAGACCCGACGACGAGUAUCCCACCGUCAUCCUCUCCGGCAUCCUCGACAACCCUCACUUCACCAAAUCGCUUUUUGACUCGUCGCGCUCCGUCAACAACCCGCGCGAAAAGGCGCUCUUCUUCGGCUGGAUGCGCAGCCACCUCGACAGCCUCCGCUUGGUCGGCGGUCAACUGUCCAGCGAAGCCAUCAAGCGCAUCGCCAACUUCCUCUUUGAGCGCAUGCAGCAGGGUCACGUCCCCACCGACAGCCGCGCCGUCGCCUUCACAGAAGCCAUCGACCUCGUCCUCCACCACGCAGACCAGCACAACAGCAGGCAAGUCGUCGACCUCUACGCCGCCCCCAUCACACAGAUCGCACUCGCCAAGGACAGCAAGGCAGACGACGCAACCCGACGCGCCGCGCGUGAUCUAAUCGCACAGGCCUUCGAGCGCGAUGCCGCCAACCUCGUCUCGGCCUUGGAGAAGCUCUCGGCGCUUUCGGCGCGUAACAACAGCUUAAGAAGGGAAAAGUUCAGGGGACUGCAAAACGCAAAGAGCUCGUCAGAACUGGCCAAGUUGAAGGCGGCCUCCACAGCCUUCUACGACGACCUAGCAAAGCUUCAGUACCCGGCCCUCGAAGUCUGCAGCGUCUUGUGGAGGGAGGUCUACAAUGUCACCGGCGCCGGAUCGUCCGAGGAAGGCGCCAGCAUCCUCCUCGCCGCCUUGGCUCGCAUCGCGAUCUGCACGCCACCCACCUUGCAGACGCACAUCUUCAAGCCAGUCGCUACCGAUAUCCCGCCAGCACACUAUGCCCACGAGUCUCGCGUGCGGCAAUCCAUCGCCAGCAUCCUCAGCGCCUUUCGAUCCAUGCGUCGCACCGACUUUGCCGCGCUGCUCGCCGACUUUGGAGAGUUUGUCCGCGAGGACGAAUUGCAGCAGCUCUGCACCUCGGACGCCUACAGCCUGCUUCUGCUCAAUCUCUGCCCGGAUCCGGACGUGUACAAGCCCGCGCAGAACCUCCUCCGACAGGCGUUCAGCUCCGUCGAGAGUCGUGCCGACUGCUUCCGCAUCCUCUUUCAGAUCAACCAUACCGCCUCGCUGCGGGCCUGCGCCGACUACCUCCCGCUCUUCAUCAACGCCACCGUCAAGAUGGUCGAGGCCAACGACCUGGCCAAGUGGAUGGUGCGCAGCUUUGCCGACAUCGUCGAGGUGCUCGCCGGCAGCACAGACGGCCUCCUCCGCCCAGGCACUUCCUGGACGCUCGUCGAGGAUCGCUCCACGCUACAGGCCGUCGCGCUCAAGGCGCCCACCAUCUGGCGUCUGAUGUGCGAGAGUGUCGCCUCCAUCUUCAAGCGCACGCCCGCAUGGUCCAACCUCCUCCCGCGCGAGGAGAUGGUCGCAUGGUUCCGUGACGUCACCAUCUUUGCCUCGGAGAUGGUCGAGGCCUUGGCCGUCUUUCGCAACGUCGUCCGUCGCGCUGCCGAAGCGCCAGGGCGAUGGACGGGCAAGUCGGGUGCCGACGAUGGCGACGAGAUCGACCUCGCCGAAGACGAGAUGAUGGUCCGCGCGCUCGCCCUGCCCCUCGAGUCGGCCACGAGCUGGCUGCGCAUGAACGACGAAGACAUCCUGCGCGAGACGCACUCGUUCAUCCUCAAGGCGCUCGACCAGUUCGGAGGCGAGUACGACCUGCCCACCAAGUCCAAGACAAAGAUGCUCGGCUUCAUCAACGAGCAGAUGGCCAUCAAGGACGCCUCGGCAAGACACACGCUGCUCUCCCUCGACGAGCUCGCUGACCUCAAAGUGCGUCUCGAUCCGGACACGGGCGUCAUCGAAAUCAGCGACGAAGACGAGGACACCAAGACGACGCAGUCGACCGCCGGCGCCUCGAGCUCCGCCCCCCAAGCGUCGGGGUCCUCGUCGGCCUCCAAAGAUGCCUCCCGAUCAUCCACCUCCUCCGCGUCCGGACGCACAAAGACGGAAGCCGAUAACUCUCACUGGUGGGCUGGCGUCGGCAAUUUUGGGCUCAAUACAAAGAGUCAAGAGCGACGCAAGAACAGACUCAAGCAGUCCAAGCUCAGCUUUGCCAAGGUCGACCCGAAAGAUGUCAUCGACAUCGACAGCGACGAGCGCUCCACCCCCGCAUCGGCCAAGAAGCCAAUCACACUCGACUUUACCCGCCCCAAAACUGCGCCCGCGCCCGCACCCUCCGCUCCCAUCAAUGCGUAUCGCGGAGCGGCUGCGCGCGGUGUGGGCCCGUCGCUUGCAGGCACAUCUGCGAGCUCCCGAAACAACAUCCCCAAGGCGAGCACCGGCAAGAUGGCACAAUUACGCCAGGAGCUCGGAGGCGCGAGCCGCAACUGGAAGCCCCAGAACGUCAAUGUGCGCUCGAACGACACACGCUGGGGUCGCAACCACGACGACGACGUGACGGUCAAGGCGCCCGCUGCUGUCAGCUCCGUCACCGGCGCCCUAAUCAACAAGAUGCCCGGACCGACCACCGAUGCAGCCAGAGCGGCCGCUGCGCGCAAAAAGGCAGGCAGCACCGACAGCGAUGCCACCACCUCGUCGUCGUCUUCAUCCGAGUCGAGCGACGACGAGACCGAGGCCAAAGGCCUUGCGGCGUUACGCGCCAAGCCGGAUCGUCCCCGAAUCUCGAAACCCGCCCAACCGCAGCGGCGUCAGAUGAUCGUCAAGGAGGACUACCACCUCGAGCGCGCCCGACGCGAGCGCGCCGAUGCCGAGCGCAAACGCAUCCUGCGCAGCCCGCCCGACUAUUCUGCGCUCCACAGAAGCAUUCUCUCCUGGGCGUACGACCACGAAGGCGACCGUCCGCCCCAAUUAGGUGGCCACGAGACCAACUACCGACGCGUCCAGGCUCAAUUCUCGAACGCCGGCGACUAUGGAUCCGUGUUUGGUCCGCUUCUGUUGCUCGAGUGCUGGGCACAGUUUCGACAGGCCAAGGAGGAGGCCGAGGGCUCCAACGAGCCGACCGUGCCGCUCGAAGUCGCGGGUCGAUCGACGGUGGACUCGUUCAUCGACAUCAACGUCACCAUCGCUCCGGAUCUGCUCCCGCCCACCGUCAACUUUAGCGACACCGAGAUCGUGCGACUCAAGGAGAGGACGCCAGCGAUCUCGGGCAAGCAGCCGAGGAUCGUGCUGGCCAAGGUCGAGGCGUUCAAGCGCCAUCCGCAGGGACACCAGUUGACGCUGCGAUGCUGCCUCUCCCAGGACCGCCAGGGCGUCAGCACGGCCCUGGUGAAUCGAUCCAAGUGGGAGCUCAAGAAGCUCUUCUCGCUCACCACGCUGCACCGCGAGUUUGCGGCGUUGAUGGCAGCGCCCUACUUUGAUCUCUUCUCGGACGUCAUCAAGGCGCGCGUGGCGCCCAAGCCGACGCUGUCGGGCGAAGAGGUGAGGAAGGCCAUGCAAGGGUAUCAGGUCAACGAACCUCAGGCAAGGGCCAUCCUGGGCUCUCUCGCCACCGAAGGCUUUUCGCUCAUCCAAGGACCGCCAGGUACGGGUAAGACCAAGACCAUCUGUGCCUUGAUCGGCGCGUUCGUUUCGAACCGCAAGGGUCCAUCUACCUCGGUGCAAGCAGGUCAAGCGCAGGGCAAGGUCGGGGCGACCAAGAAGAUCUUGCUGUGUGCGCCGAGUAAUGCGGCCAUCGACGAGGUAGCCAAGCGUGCCAGGGCGGGCAUGCGGCUGGCGGACGGCAAGACCUUCCACCCCAAGGUGGUGCGUGUGGGUCGAGACGACAGCAUGAACGUCAGUGUCAAGGACAUUUCGCUCGACUACCUGAUCGACCAGCGCUUAGAGAGCGGCGGCGCGUUCGAUGCGAACCGGAACAAGGCGGGCGCGGACCCGAGCGCGCUGCACGCCGAGAUCCACAGCCUCAAGAUGCAGCGCGAGCAGAAGCAGGCCGAGCUGUCCGAGGCGCGUGGCAGCGGAGCGCAGACGCUCGUGACGCAGCUCGAGGCCGAGAUCCGCAACCUGUCGGCCAAGCGGCUCGGCGUCAUGUCGAAGCUCGACGAGGCCAAGGACAAGCAGCAGAGCGCGCAUCGACAGCGCGAGGCGGACCGGCGGCGCGCGAGGAUGGAGAUCCUGGGCGAUGCGGACGUGAUCUGCACGACGCUGUCUGGCGCUGGGCACGAGAUGCUGGCGGGCGUGUCGUUCGACUUUGAGACGGUGGUGAUCGACGAGGCGGCGCAGGCGGUGGAGCUGAGCUCGAUGAUCCCGCUGCGGUACGGAUGCAAGCAGUGCAUCAUGGUGGGAGAUCCGAACCAGCUGCCGCCGACGGUGAUCUCGCAGCAGGCGGAGAAGCUGGGCUACUCGCAGUCGCUGUUUGUGCGCAUGUUUGAAAAGGCGCCGCAGGCGGUGCAUCUGCUGAGCAUCCAGUAUCGAAUGCAUCCGGAGAUCUCGGUGUUCCCGUCCAAGGCGUUUUACGAUUCGAAGCUGCUGGAUGGACCCGAUAUGGCGGAGCUGACGCGGCAGCCGUGGCACAAGUACGAGCUGACGCGGCCGUUCAAGUUUCUGUCGACCAAGGCGCCCGAGUCGCCGGGGCGAUUCCAUUCGAUCAUCAACCGCGAAGAGGCCAACGUGGCGCUGGCGCUGUACGAGCGGCUGCGCACCGACCAUCCGCGCGAGAACUUUGACUACCGCAUCGGCAUUGUCACCAUGUACAAGGCGCAGGUGUUUGAGCUGCGGCGCACCUUCCAGCAGCGAUACGGCCAGGACAUUGUGGAGCGCAUCGACUUUAACACGGUCGACGGCUUCCAGGGACAGGAGAAGGACAUUAUCAUCCUCAGCUGUGUGCGUUCGGCGGCGGAGCCGCGCAGCAUCGGAUUCCUGAGCGACCGACGACGUCUGAACGUGGCGGUGACGCGUGCCAAGAGCAACCUGUUUGUCAUUGGCAAUGCCGAGCAUCUGCGACGCGGCGAUGCGAUCUGGGAAAGCCUCGUGGCGACCGCCGAGCAGCGCGGAGCCGUGCAGCCCAUCACGGUGGCCAUGCUGCAAAAGGGCGACCGCACCUUGGCCAAGAACGCGGGCGGUGGCGCGGAGAAGCGUACGCCGCCGAACGCCGCCACCGCCGCACCCUCGCCUGCCCGACCGCCUGCACCUCCAGCUGCGGCUAGCAUCAAGAAGGAGGCCGCGCGGCCACCGGCACCGCCACCAGUGCGACCGCCCGGUAUGCCGCCAGUGCGGCCGCAGUCGGGUACGCAGUACGCGCCGCCACCCGUGGCGCGGUGGGGCGCGAACGCGAACGGCACCACGCCCGGCCGGCCGGAGGAGAAGAAGCGCAAGACGAUCGUCACCGAUGCGAACGUUGCGCCCAAAAAGCCGCGCGUCGACAAUGCCCACGCCGGUGCGGCUUCGCGGCCCCACCCAGCGCCGUCGCGACCACCACCGCGCACAGGUGCACCGGCCAACGACCUGCCUGCGGGCAAACCGCGUGUGCCCAGCGCUGCGCCCAGACCCUCGCCGACGGGUGCCAAUGCGAGCGCAAACGCUCGCGGGCUCGCGGCGCUGCCCAAACGACCCGCGAGCCCGCCUAAACCGUCGAGCGCCGCACUCAACGCGCUGUUUGUCAAGAAGCGGCGCUAG